This is a messenger RNA of Prorocentrum cordatum, 475 nucleotides long. The record is from the annotation of a GenBank genome assembly. Lineage: Eukaryota; Dinophyceae; Prorocentrales; Prorocentraceae.
GUCGUGCUGCCCGGCGCUGGACUUCGGAGGCUGCGCGGUUGUGACGGCGGACGGCGAGUUCUGCAGGGUGGCCCGAAUCGAGGUGUAUCCCGACAUCGACCGCUGGGCGCGGACGUUUGGCAACGUCCUAGCCUCACGCGAGCGCCGGUUUGUCGAGUCAUGGGUCAGCCACGGCUCACGCUCGGCCCGCGAGCACCGCGUGAUCUCGAAGGGUCUCGAGUUGGCCAUGGGCAUCGACGGGCCCAGCAUGGUGUUGCGGGAGCCCUGCGUCACGGACCCCGAGAAGGUGGGCUUCGAGGGGGCCCACCCCCACACGGGGGAGAACGAAGUCGGCUCUGGCGUGCCAGCGGCCCCGCCCCUGCGCGCCCACGCGGCGACGGAGAUCUUCCACGGGCCCGCGACCGACAAGGAGCGCCGACAGGCGAAGACGGCGAAGGCCGAGGCUGGCUCCAAGGAGGGCAAGGACAAGGACUAA